Ylistrum balloti is the source of this 4601-nucleotide messenger RNA. RefSeq names its product recQ-like DNA helicase BLM. The record is from RefSeq and is a predicted model, not a curated record. The transcript has 27 exons. Gene Ontology annotation, cellular component: nucleus; chromosome; cytoplasm. The coding region runs from base 1 to 4419 and encodes 1472 amino acids. Gene Ontology annotation, molecular function: 3'-5' DNA helicase activity; ATP binding; nucleic acid binding. NCBI's taxonomy places the organism in Eukaryota, Metazoa, Mollusca, Bivalvia, Pectinida, Pectinidae. Gene Ontology annotation, biological process: DNA replication; double-strand break repair via homologous recombination.
AUGGCAGAAACUGGUGGUGAAGACAGCAGUAUUGUCACUAAAAAUGGAUUCAAAUUUAAGAGAACUGCUGGCAAAGGAAACAGAACUGUGUCCAGUCUGGAAGUUGGAACACGGACACAAAUUGACCAAUCUUUAAAGUCCAACCUUGCUCAAGUGACAGAUGCAAAAUCUAUAACAGUAGUUUCUUCAACAAAAGAAAAUGUCAAACCUUCAAGCACAUCAGCUCCUAGAGCACAAUCAACCAUCAUUCUGGAUGAUUAUGAAGAUGAUAAUGAUGAUAACUGGCUUACAGCACGACCAUUUCCUACCACUGCCAAACCCGCUACUAAGUUUGUUCCAAAAGUAUCAAAGCUGGGAAAACAAAUGUCAAUUACUGCUUUUACUGGCAAAGAUGUCAAACUUUCGAAACCUGUUGCCACUGUAGCACCUCACAGUGUGCCUGGCCAGAUGAAUGAGUCUAUAACUGACAAGUCCAGGGCAAAAAGCAGUAUCGGUAAGGAACCAGGGCGUCUUCUGUACACAGGAAAAAAAAGUUAUGAAGACUUAGAUGAUGACGACGACGACCUUUUUGGUCCUUCUUUUUCUGAGCCAAAAUCUCCAAAAGUGUUGGAUGACACUUCAGAUAAUCCGAACUCAAGGACAUUGGCUGAGCCAGUAUUUAACACAAGAAUGAAAUCUGGGAAACCACUUGUUACCAGUGCAAGCAGAAAUAUUCUAUCAACAAGUGAUAAUAAUGAUGACUUAACAGAUUUCUCAACAGCCUCUCCAGUGAUAAAACCAAAAGCCUUUUUGUCACUAAAGCGAAGUAAGCCAUUCAUGGGUAAAGGCAGUCUAAAGGACAGAACUGAAUCAUUAAAAGACAGGACAAUUCAGGAAUUAAAUAACACAGAUUCAGAAGAUGAUGGACAGAUUCAACAACAGAAGAGAAGACGAACUGAGACUUUCCCUUCGAACAAUGUAGACAAUCCAUCCUGCCCACCCCCAGCUGUUCAUAAGCCACAAAACAGACUUAGUUCAGGUGAGGUGUCCAUUCCAAAUGAUACCUGGAUAAAUAAGAUACAUAAUGAGGACACAACAGACCCACUACGACACCCGUUACUGAAGAAACCAGCAGGACAGCUGAGUUGUGAAGACAUUGUGGAACUAAGGACUGUGCUUCUUCGUAUCAUGGACGAGAUUUGUGAUAUCAUUUGUAAGGUUAGCACUGACGAUCUGAUGGUCAUAGCCUGGCAAAACUAUGAGAGACUGCAGAAACUUCUUACAUUCAGGAAGAGCAUAAAAAACAAAGCUGAUUGUUUCUCCUCUUCAAUGGAGAUUUCAUCAGCCAGACAAAAGUGUGCAGACAGAGCUCCUUCCCAGUCUAUCAGUUCCUCACAGUCAUUACCAAAGGAAAACUUGUCUCCUUCUAGCACCUCCACACCCCUCCGAUUCCAGAUGAUGGAUUCUACAACUCCGGGAAUUGAGGCUAAUGGCCUUACAGACAAGAGUUAUAAAAGGACGUCAAACGGUUCAUUUAAAGCUUUCAGCUCUCCUAUACCAUGUGGAGAAAGCUUUUUUGAGGAGGAUGCCAAACUAACACAGUCACAUGCAAACUUUAUGGCAAACUUUAACAGAAAAUCAAUGGGUUCUCCAUCCACAUUCAGUAAAAAUGGCACUGUCACAGGGAUGGCCUCUCCGCCUAUAAUGAGUCUGAGUAAAGGUGUUGGGAACAAGACCAGUCCUAUAGACACUAAAGUGAUGGAUGAAUCUUUAACAAAAUCAGCCACAUCUAACUUUGAUUUCAGUUACAAGAUUGCACAGAAUGAGGGACCUAGUUCUGUAAAGAGAUCAGGUCACAAUGAAACCUCCACACUACAGGACUCCCACCACAGUGAUUUCUGUAUUGACAUAGAUGACUUUGAAUUUGAUGAGGAUGAGAUUGAAGAAUCAGAUAUACCAUCUCUUGUCCAUACACCUAGACGUAAACAACAGACAGAUACAAGUGCUAGAAAUCCUGCCAAAGGUGAAAACAGAAGUUUUGACCAUUAUCCAGUAACCAAACCAAACAGCUGUCAAAAGCAGCCUGAGGAUCCUAACAAACAUUUUGAUGGAUUUGGAUUUUCUCACAGCAAAGAGAUGAUGAAAGCAUUCACUUCAGUGUUUGGUCUGCAUAGCUUCCGUCACCAUCAGCUUCAGGCAGUUAAUGCUUCUCUGUUGGGCAACGACUGCUUUAUCCUGAUGCCUACAGGUGGUGGAAAGAGUCUUUGUUACCAGCUGCCAGCUCUUGUGUCCGGAGGUGUGUCCAUCGUUGUUUCCCCUCUCCGAGCUCUCAUACAGGAUCAGGUUCAGAGACUUAAUUCUAUGAUGAUUCCAGCAGCUCAGCUGUCCUCUGAUCAAAACAAAACACAGGCAGAUUUUAUUUAUACUAAACUCUCCUAUAGGAAGCCAGAAAUCACCCUCCUCUAUGUCACACCAGAAAAGAUAUCUGCCAGUGACAAGCUCAACAACUGUUUAGAUAACUUGUAUCGUAGGAAGAUACUUUCCCGAUUUGUCAUCGACGAAGCUCACUGUGUCAGCCAGUGGGGUCACGACUUCCGACCGGACUACAAGAAACUGAACAUUCUUCGUGAGCGCUACCCUGAGGUCCCAGUGAUGGCACUAACUGCCACAGCCACUCCCAGGGUCAGGAAAGACAUCAUUCACCAGCUCAAAAUGAAGGACACCAAAUGGUUUGUGCAAAGUUUUGAUCGACCUAAUCUUCGAAUGUCAGUUGAGCACAAGAAGCCCUCAACACUAACAUCUGAUAUCAUUAAGUUGAUCAAGGAGAGGUUCUCAGGGAAAUGUGGCAUUGUUUACUGUUUGUCAAGAAAAGAAUGUGAUAGCACAGCUCAAGAUCUGAGUAAGGCUGGCAUUCAGGCUGUGUCUUACCAUGCUGGCCUUGGGGAUGGUGAAAGAAUUAGCAUACAGGAAAAAUGGCUCAAUGGUGCCACUUGUAAGGUGAUUUGUGCCACUAUAGCAUUUGGAAUGGGAAUAGACAAGGCAGAUGUACGAUUUGUGAUUCAUUACUCACUACCUAAGUCUAUGGAGGGAUACUACCAGGAGGCUGGCCGGGCUGGCAGAGAUGGACAGCUAGCCUAUUGUCUCUUGUACUAUACUUAUCAGGAUGUGAAACGUAUUCGCCGUAUCUUAGAGCUUGACAAUAAUGCAACCUAUGACUCAAAGAAAGUGCACAUUGAUAACUUAUUCCGAAUGGUUCAGUAUUGUGAGAAUAUGACAGAUUGUCGGCGUGCUCAGCUUUUGAAUUACCUGGGAGAACACAACUUUGACAGAAGUGGGUGUGGCAGCUUUCGAGGUUCAAUGUGUGACAACUGUGCUUCAAAGGACAUGUUCCAGCUUCGAGAUGUUACAGAAGAUGCCAAGGAGAUAAUUAAGUGUGUUAGAUCUAUCACCAGCUCUGGAGGGAGGCGUGGCUCCGACUUCACACUGCUUCACUUUGUUGAGAUCUUUAGAGGGUCAAGUAACAGUAAAAUCAAAGAAUUUGGUCAUGACAAAUUGCCACUACAUGGGAGAGGUAAAAGCUAUAGUCGCCAUGAUGCUGAAAGAAUGCUUCGGAAGUUAGUGAUAGAAGGAAUAUUGAUGGAGGACCUUCAGAUAACGGCCAUGGAUCACACAGCCUGUUACAUCAAGAUAGGACGAGGUGCUAAUGAUGUCAUGAUGGGAAACAAAAAGAUAGAGUUACAGGUCCAAGGUAAUAGGUCAAGGAGUGAGGCCACAAAGAUUGGUCGCAACACAGUGUCCAACCAGGACCGUCUUGUAGAAGAAUGCUACACAGAACUACUUGAACUAGCAAAGGAAAUUGCCCAAGAGCAUGGAUUCAAAAAUGUGGACCGUUUAUUCCCCUUGGCCAUGCUUCGCCAGCUGGCUGAAGAAACACCUCUCACUGUUGAUGAAAUGACAAGCAAAAUAGACAACCUGACAGAAUAUAAGGUCACCAAGUAUGGAGCCGAUCGCUUUUUGGAUAUCACCACCAAAUAUUGUGUCCUUAUGUCCACUGCUGCUGAAAAUGAGGCAGCUGAAUCUGGGGCAAACCAAACUUCUGGUCCUGAUCCAGACUGGGAGUCACCCUAUUUUGGGGAAGAAGAAACCAGUUCUUUUGGUUUUAAGAAGAGAGGGAGAGGAAGAGGAAGAGGUGGCUUCAAGAAGAAAUUUGGAGGUAAAAAGAAAAAAGGACAAGGAAAAACAACAGGGAAUUCUGCAAGCAGUGGAGGACUCAGCCAGUACAGCUAUCAAAAUUCUUCAGGUUCAUCAAAGCCUGGAAAGGGAGGGAAAUCUGGAGGAAGGGGAUCCCGCGGGAGAGGAAAUUCUCUUGGUUUUCUGCCAGCACCCGCUCCUAAACAACGUUCUUUUCUCGGUGGAUCUGGAGGAUCUUACUUCGGAUGAGACUAAUGUGCUGUCUCUCACAGAAUUUCCUGUUCUGUUUCCAAGUGAAAAAUUUCUCAAGAAAUCAGUCUCUGUGUGAAAUGAUUUGAUGUUGAUUACCAUUAAGGAAAUGGUUUUACUGUUUAUUGAUAUACCAUUGAAGACUAUGCUGGAAUGAUUUGACUUUGGUAUUUAACUUUAUG